CCUCCUUCGGGUGCAGACAGAUAACAGCACCAACAGUUGAGCUGAGUGCCAGCUCCUCACCACCGCAACCUGAUGGACACCAAAACACUCUAACGGUCUCCUCAACAGCUCAGAAAGAGGCUCUGUUCGCUGUGUUUCGGGAGUCGUUGAACUGAAGUUAGCGCUGGGAGUCACUAGAAGUUUAGGAGCUAGUAUGUAAAGAAGUUGUUGUGAUACACCGUCGAUAAAGAGGAAGGCUGUAGGGACACACUAGAGAGACGCAGCUGUCCCUUAAUUUAGUUUCAGCGCGCAGCAGCGGUGAUCAGCAUCAUGAGCGUCCCGCUUUACGCACCGACCCCCAUUCAGCCGGCGCACCCGACUCCCUUCUACAUCGAGGACAUUCUGGGGAGGACUGCCACCACCACCUCCACAUCCCCCUCCUCUUCUUCAUCGCCCACUUCUUCAUCUUCUUGCUCUACUCCGGUCAUCCCCACGCCGACUCUCCCGUCGCCCAACUCCUCCUUUACAAGUUUGAUUUCGCCGUACCGAACCCCGAUUUACGAACCCACGCCGAUCCACCCAGCGUUGUCGCACCACGCUGCAUUGACUGCAACGUACGCCUCUGCCGGGGCUUUCACUGGCUCCCUUUACCCGUUUCACCACCAGCACCACCGCUCCAUGGGGGAGUACGCACAGGCGCUGCUGAGGCACGACCCUCUCGGGAAGCCUCUGCUGUGGACGCCGUUCAUCCAGCGGCCCUUACAUAAAAGAAAAGGCGGCCAGGUGCGCUUCUCCAACGACCAGACCAUCGAGCUGGAAAAGAAGUUCGAGACGCAGAAAUACCUCUCACCUCCGGAGAGGAAGCGCCUGGCCAAGAUGCUGCAGCUCAGCGAGAGGCAGGUUAAAACCUGGUUCCAAAAUCGACGUGCUAAGUGGCGCAGACUAAAGCAGGAUAAUCCUAAGAGGGAGAUGGAGGAUAACAGCUCCAGGGGUAAGAAAGGAGAUGAGAUGAUGGAGGCGGCCGGAAUGCAGAGCCCGGAGCAGAGGCAGACAGGCUCAGCCCCCGAGUUGGCGCAGGCGGGGCACGGUGUGCGCGCCGUGUCCUCUCAGCAGGCCCACACAGAGCUGGACUCUGACAUAUCAGACGACACAGACCAGGAACUGGACAUAGAGGAUGACGAGGACUUCACACUAAAUCCCCAGUUCUGAAACACAGACACUGAACCCGCUCAGAGCUGAAUGAUAAAGACCUCGGGAUGCCUUCUGGUCAGGUCGCUGUACUCCCCCCCCAACCCACCCUAAUGGCUUGCAGUUUGAUAGACUAGUUUUUGAUGUAAUCCUAAGUCAGGUCAUCCAUA
Messenger RNA from Archocentrus centrarchus (flier cichlid), 1337 nucleotides. RefSeq names its product hematopoietically expressed homeobox (gene hhex). The coding region runs from base 310 to 1188 and encodes 292 amino acids. Gene Ontology annotation, biological process: regulation of transcription by RNA polymerase II; cell differentiation. The record is from RefSeq and is a predicted model, not a curated record. The transcript has 4 exons. Gene Ontology annotation, molecular function: DNA-binding transcription factor activity, RNA polymerase II-specific; RNA polymerase II cis-regulatory region sequence-specific DNA binding. NCBI's taxonomy places the organism in Eukaryota, Metazoa, Chordata, Actinopteri, Cichliformes, Cichlidae.